Messenger RNA from Orycteropus afer afer, 1641 nucleotides. It is a transcript of the gene CRISPLD2, whose product is annotated as cysteine rich secretory protein LCCL domain containing 2. The transcript has 15 exons. The coding region runs from base 1 to 1641 and encodes 546 amino acids. Gene Ontology annotation, cellular component: extracellular region. Lineage: Eukaryota; Metazoa; Chordata; Mammalia; Tubulidentata; Orycteropodidae. The record is from RefSeq and is a predicted model, not a curated record.
AUGAGUAGCGUCCUGAACGGCAUCGUCCCCUUGGGGCUGGUGUUGCUGGUGUGUGGAACCCAAGGCUUCUUCCUGCCCAAUGCCACACACCUGGAGAGGCUACUCAGCAAAUACCAGCAGGACAGGCCCCACAGCCGAGCCCGGAGGGCCAUCCCCAGGACGGACAAGGAGGAGAUCCUCAUGUUGCACAACAAACUGCGGGGCCAGGUGUACCCUACGGCCUCCAACAUGGAGUACAUGACCUGGGAUGAAGAGCUGGAAAGGUCAGCAGCGGCCUGGGCCCAGGAGUGCAUCUGGGAGCACGGGCCCACCAGUCUGCUGGUGUCCAUCGGCCAGAACCUGGCCGUCCACUGGGGCAGGUACCGCUCUCCGGGGUCCCACGUGCAGUCCUGGUAUGAUGAGGUGAAGGACUACACCUACCCCUACCCCCAGGAGUGCAACCCCUGGUGUCCUGAGAGGUGUUCCGGGCCCAUGUGCACCCACUACACACAGAUAGUCUGGGCCACCACCAACAAGGUCGGCUGUGCCGUGCACACCUGCCAGAGGAUGAACGUCUGGGGAGAGGUCUGGGAGAAUGCGGUCUACCUCGUCUGCAACUACGCUCCAAAGGGCAACUGGAUUGGAGAAGCCCCCUACAAAAAUGGCCGGCCCUGCUCGGAGUGCCCCUCCAGCUACGGAGGGGGCUGCAAGAACAACCUGUGCUACCGAGAGACCUACGACCAAACAUCUGAAACGGAGGAGAUGAACGAGGUGGAGACAGUCCCGAUUCCUGAAGAAAAACACGUGGGGGUCCAGCCGAGGGUGAUGAGGCCCAAGAAGCCCGUUAAAGACUCUGUGGUCAGCUACAUGGCCCAGGUCGUCAAGUGUGACACCAAGAUGAAGGACAAAUGCAAAGGCUCCACGUGCAACAGGUAUCAGUGCCCUGCCGGCUGUUUGAACAACAAGGCAAAGAUUUUUGGAACCAUCUAUUACGAAAGUUCCUCCAGCAUAUGCCGCGCUGCGAUUCACUACGGAGUCAUCGACGACAAAGGAGGGCUGGUGGAUGUCACCAGGAACGGGAGGGUCCCUUUCUUCGUGAAGUCGGAGCGGCAUGGUGUGACCUCUCUGAGCAAAUACAAAGCUUCCGGUUCAUUCAUGGUGUCAAAAGUGAAAGUGCAGGACCUGGAUUGCUACACCACCGUUGCUCAGCUCUGUCCAUUUGAAAAGCCGAUGACUCACUGUCCAAGGGUCCUCUGUCCCGCGCGCUGCAGAGAUGAGCCAGCCUACUGGGCUCCUGUGUUUGGAACCAACAUCUAUGCCGACACCUCCAGCAUCUGCAGGACAGCGGUGCACGCGGGCGUCAUCAGGGACGAGAGUGGGGGCUACGUGGACCUGAUGCCCGUGGACAAGAAGAACAACUAUGCAGGCUCGCUCAGGAAUGGUGUCCAGUCAGAAAGGUGCCGAUGGCACCCUUCCUCUCAGGAGAGACUGGAGACCCAGCCUGUUGGUAGGAGCUGCGGCUGGGAGCCCGUCCUGCUGCCUGUUGGUGGAGGCCCAGUGAGCUGCAUAACUGGGCCCUGCUGGAGCAAGGACCCGGAGGGUGAGCCUGUAGGCCUUGUGCACAAGGUGCGUCUCGGGGCCGCAGCCUCCUAUCCCCGAUGA